AUGGCACUAUUUCGUAAUUAUGAUUUAAUUGAACCAAGUAAAUAUAUUGAUCAUAAAAACUUUGAAAAUAUUAGUUUUACAGAUAUAAUUAAACGGUUUUAUGAUGUUAUUUCUUCCAAUAUUGGUCGUACAUCAUUAAUAGAACAUAGUAUAAUGCUUAAAUUAGGAUAUGAUUUUAGAAAAAUAAAACCAUUUGCUAUAGGCAUGAAUGUGAGGGAUAAACAUGCAUCCAUUAUAAAAAAACUAUUAAGAGAUGAUGUCAUCGAAGUUAGCAAAAGUUCAAAAGAUGGUACUGACCAUAUGGUGAAUGAUUUUUGUUAUUUAAAUUCAUUUACUGUUAGAGACCUUUAUCCUCAUCAUGAUAUUAAGGAGGCGUUAGAUUUAUUAGAAGGAUUUAAAAUUUUUUCAACUAUGUAUUUUACAAAUGGAUUUUGGCAAAUUUCUUUGGUUAAAAGUGAUCGUUGGAAAACGGCAUUUACUACAUCAUUCGGUGAGAAAAUGUAUCAAUAUAAAGUUAUGCCCCAGUGUUUAACUAAUUCACCUGCUACUUGUCAAAGAUUAAUGGAGAAGAUAUUACGUAAUAUACCAUGUGUUACUGUGUAUCUAGAUGAUGUUAUAAUAGGUUUUAAAAUAAUAGACCAACAUAAAAAAGAUUUAAUAAAAGUUUUUGAAGCUAUCAGAGCAGCUAAAUUGACAUUAAAUCCAAAAAAAUGUGUUAUUGGAAGCCAUAUCAUAGAUCAUAAUGGGAUCAGAGUGGACACUGAGAAAGUUGUUUCAAUCCAAUCGAUAAAGACGCCUAAUACCGUUAAACGCUUUCGUAGAUUUUUAGGAAUUUCUGAUCCUUUAUAUCAAGUUUUGAAAAAAAAUGUUAAAUUUUAUUGGGGUGAUUCUCAAGAAUUAGCAUUUACAAAAUUAAAAAAAUCUUUAACUGUAGCAAUAGUUUUAACAUUACCAAAAGAAAAUUUUGAUUUUACCUUAAAAUGCAAUGCUUCGAAUAUAGAUGUAGGAUCAGUGUUGAUGCAAAAUGGUCAUGUAAUUGAAUAUUUUAGUAGGAAAUUAACGUCUACUGAACAAAAUUAUUCAACUACUCAAAAGGAAUUGUUAGCAGUUUUGCUAUCAAUUCUUAAAUUCAGACGCUAUCUGUUAGGUAGACAUUUUAUUGUGUUUACUGAUCACAAUCCUUUAGUUCAUCUUAGAAUUUCUGAUAAAUCACCAAAAGAGUUAUUAAGAUGGAUUAUAAAACUUGAGGAUUUUGAUUACGAUAUUAUCUAUAAACCUGGUAAAUUAAAUAAAGUGGGAGAUUUUUUAUCACGUGAUUCGUGUGAAUUUUCAAUAAAGCAGAUUAAUUUCAAUUCUAUAAACGCGGUUGAGAUUCAAGAUAAUCAGCAAUUUAGGGAAAUAUUAGAAACUGGAAUAGUAUCACAGAAUAACAUAUAUUAUCGUAUUAAGAAUAUUAUUAUUAUUAAAGAUCGUGUUAUAUAUGUUAAUAAAAAUGAUCGUAAUCUAAUUUUGGUAUCUAGAAAAUUUAUUAAAGCGGUUAUUUGUUAUUAUCCCAACUCUCUCAUUUUUGCUCAUCCUGGUAUUACUAAGUUAUUCCAUCUUAUUAGGCAUAAAUAUUUUUGGCCCAAAAUGUAUCAACAUAUAAAAGAUUAUGUUAUUGAUUGUGUGAAAUGCAAUACUUGUAAAUAUAGAAAUCAUUUAUAUAACAAAAAAUUGAAAAUAGUUGAAACUACUUAUCCCAAUAAAUUGUGGCAAGUAGAUAUUUCAGGACCAUUUAAUGAAACUUCAAAAUUAAAUAGAUAUCUAUUAAUUAUGUGUGACCAUUUUAGUGGUUGGUGUGCAGCGGAGCCAAUGCAAUCAAUUUCAGCAGACAAUCUAAACAGUUUGAAGGAGAGAUUGUCUUUAAAAUUGUGUUCAACUUUUAAUAUUGAUAAAUUACAUUCAAAACCUUAUUGCCAUAAUGAAAAUGGAUUAGUAGAAAGAUUUAAUAGGGUUAUAUGUGAAAAACUGCGAAUAAUGUGCAAUGAUACACAUGAUAAUUGGGAUAAUAUGAUAGAUUAUGUGUUAAUGGGUAUACGCAAUACUAUUUCAUCAAAAAAUAUAUGUACUCCAGCAGAAUUGAUUAUUGGUCAUACUUCUUUCGAAUCACAUUACGAUUUAAACAUCAACAGAGGAAUAUGUCCAUCAAGUUAUGUAAACAUGAUCGUUAGAUAUGGUGACAAUCCGGCUCAACGUGUGAAAAUAAAAUUAUUUGAUUCAAUUGUUCCAAAAACUGCCAAGUAUUUUAGAAUGUUGUGCACUACUGGAAAAUUUAGAAAUACGAAAUUUUUUAAUGUAAUAAAUUCAAACAUGCUGGUUGGAGGAGAUUUCACACACAAUGAUAGAAAUGGAAAUGAUUCAUAUAAUGGUGGAUUAUUUUCAGAUGAAAAUUUCACGCUUAGUCAUGAUAUAGCUGGAGUAGUUUCAAUGUUAAGUAAAGGAAAAGAUACCAAUGGAUCUCAAUUUUACAUUACAUCCAAACCAUUGCAGACUUUGGACAAUAUCAAUGUUGUUUUUGGAAAAGUUGUCGAAAAUUUAUCGUACAUCAUUUACCUAUCCAACAUCAGUACAAAUUCAAACAACGUUCCAAUUAAAGACAUUAUCAUAGUAGAUUGUUAUUGA
Molecule: messenger RNA, 2661 nt
Organism: Intoshia linei
Lineage: Eukaryota; Metazoa; Orthonectida; Rhopaluridae
Source: the annotation of a GenBank genome assembly